This is a messenger RNA of Branchiostoma belcheri (Belcher's lancelet), 696 nucleotides long. Its product is annotated as paternally-expressed gene 3 protein-like. Lineage: Eukaryota; Metazoa; Chordata; Leptocardii; Amphioxiformes; Branchiostomatidae. The coding region runs from base 1 to 696 and encodes 231 amino acids. The record is from RefSeq and is a predicted model, not a curated record. The transcript has a single exon.
AUGGAGCCCGCGGAUGUCAAUGUGGUUACGGAGCCCGCGGAUGGCGAAGUGGCUACGGAGCCUGCAGAUGGCGAAGUGGCUACGGAGCCCGCAGAUAGCGAAGUGGCUACGGAGCCCGCGGAUGGCGAAGUGGCUACGGAGCCCGCAGAUGCUGAAGUGGCUACGGAGCCCGCAGAUGGAGAAGUGGCUACGGAGCCCGCGGAUGGUGAAGUGGCUACGGAGCCCGCAGAUGGCGAAGUGGCUACGGAGCCCGCAGAUGGCGAAGUGGCUACGGAGCCUGCAGAUGCUGGAGUGGUUACGGGGCCCGCAGAUGCUGAAGUAGCCACAGAGCCUGCAGAUGCUGAAGUAGUCACGGACCCCGAUGUUGGUGUAGUUACGGGGUUUGCAGAUGUUGGUGUGGUUACGGGGCUUGCAGAUGUUGGUGUAGUUACGGGGCUUGCAGAUGUUGGUGUAGUUACGGGGCUUGCAGAUGCUGGUGUAGUUACUGAGGCCGCAGAUGUUGGUGUAGUUACGGGGCCCGCAGAUGCUGAAGUAGUCACGGAGCCCACAGAUGAUGAAGUUGUCACGGAGCCGACAAAUGGUGAUGUGGCUAAGGACCCCGCUGAUGGAGAAGUAGUUAUGGAGACCGCAGAUGGUGAUGUCGCUACGGGGCCCGGAGAGGUUGGGGAAAUGGUCGUUGUGGCAUCAGUUGUUUGA